Molecule: messenger RNA, 816 nt
Organism: Eutrema salsugineum
Lineage: Eukaryota; Viridiplantae; Streptophyta; Magnoliopsida; Brassicales; Brassicaceae
Exons: 1
Coding region: 1-816 (271 amino acids)
Source: RefSeq, a predicted model, not a curated record
AUGGAAGACGAAGAACCUUCAAAUACAGGCAUGGAAGAUGGAGAAGCUUCAAAUAACCUUUCGGAAAAACUACCAAAACGAGUCCUCGGCGAUGGUUGCUACCCCGUUGGUGCUCGGUUGAACAUAUAUUCAAAGGCCAAUGUCAUUGGCCUCCUUGUCGAGGCGUUAAAGGGUACUGAAGAUCUUGAGAAGCUACUUCAUUCCCAGUUUGGGAAGUUGUUCCAUCUACCUGUUGCAAGAUGUUGCAACAGCGCCAAACUUGUCCAUGCCCUUCUAUCACGACAACUUGUGACCACGAAGAAACACGAGAUUUGGUUCCUCUUUGGUGGACAGCCUCUGAGAUAUUCGAUACGGGAGUUCAAGGAAAUCACUGGAUUGAAUUGCAAUCCCGAACCUGAUAGCACAGAAGAAGAAGACGAUGUGGGAAAAACAGGAAUCUGGAAAGACCUGUUCGGAAGAGCGAAGGCGAUGAACGUGUUUGAUGUGCUUGAAAUGUUAAAGGACCCGGAUCUACCCCGAUGGAAACGGCUUCCAUUGGCCCUAAUCGUUCUUGUCGACGGUGUUUUGUUUUGCAAUAGCAAAAAUCUAGCCUUCACCGAGAAAUACGUUGCGAUGCUUACUGACUUGGAUAAGUUCAUGCUGUAUCCAUGGGGGAGGGUAUCCUUUAACAAAACAGUAUCUCGUUUUCAAGCUCCGAAGGCAAUCACGGAUGCCGAGAAAAGGGAGAAUCCUGUAACACGAUUGCGCCGUCAGCUUAAACAGAAAACCAGUGCAUGCUAUGGAUUCCCUCUAUUACUACAACUCAUGACCCUCUAA